This is a messenger RNA of Meleagris gallopavo (turkey), 1102 nucleotides long. The record is from RefSeq and is a predicted model, not a curated record. NCBI's taxonomy places the organism in Eukaryota, Metazoa, Chordata, Aves, Galliformes, Phasianidae.
CUGUGAGCCCUCUCCUCCCCCUGCACUGCGAGCCCUUGGACUUUCUCCCGCAGCCAUGAGCGCCCGCUCAGCCACAGCUCCCAUCUUCACCGAGGGUGAGGACUGCAAGGCUGCAUGGCGGGAGGCUACAGCUGCCUACAAUGCCCCCGACACCCACCUGGAGAUCCUGGGGAAGCCGGUGAUGGAACGCUGGGAGACCCCCUACAUGCAUUCACUGGCAACCGUGGCUGCCUCCAGGGGCGGCCGUGUGCUGGAGGUGGGCUUUGGCAUGGCCAUCGCUGCCACCAAAGUGCAGGAGUUCAACAUCGAGGAGCAUUGGAUCGUGGAAUGCAACGACGGCGUGUUCCAGCGGCUGGAGGAGUGGGCACGGGUGCAGCCACACAAGGUGGUGCCACUGAAGGGGCUGUGGGAGGAUGUGGUGCCAACGCUGCCGGAUGGGCACUUCUCUGGAAUCCUAUAUGACACGUACCCGCUGUCUGCACAGACCUGGCACACGCACCAGUUUGCCUUCAUCAAGGACCAUGCCUUCCGCCUGCUGCGGCCCGGGGGGGUCCUCACCUACUGCAACCUCACCUCGUGGGGGGAGCUGCUGAAGGGCAAAUACAGCGACAUAGAGAAGAUGUUUGAGGAGACUCAGGUGGCACAGCUGCUGGAGGCUGGUUUCAGGAGGGAGAACAUCAGCACGGCAGUGAUGGAGUUGGUGCCCCCCCGGGAGUGCCGCUACUACUCCUUCCCUCGGCUGAUCACCCCCCGUGUGGUGAAGCACUGAACAAAAAGGUUCCUCCAGCUGCAAACCCGCAGCGCAGCGUUGACCCGAAGGGGCUCACGCUGUCAUUUACUCUAAAAACACAAUUGUUUGUUACAUCAGGGGUCCAUUUCCAGGCCAGGCAGGAGGAAUGGGGAAGAUGGGGCAGUUUGAGACACAUUUCUUAGAAUUGGAUUUCCCAUGAGUUUCCUGUGACAGUUCCCUCAUAUUUUUGGCUAAUGCCCGUUUUAAUAAGCUCUGAUUCUUACGACCUUCAUCCAGUUCAACAGUGCAUAACUGACGUUCCCCCUCUCUACCCCGAAGGGAUAAAAACCAUUAAAUCAGACUGAAAUACAC